Cloeon dipterum is the source of this 1746-nucleotide messenger RNA. Its product is annotated as Krueppel-like factor 10. Gene Ontology annotation, biological process: regulation of transcription by RNA polymerase II. The transcript has 3 exons. The coding region runs from base 234 to 1289 and encodes 351 amino acids. The record is from RefSeq and is a predicted model, not a curated record. NCBI's taxonomy places the organism in Eukaryota, Metazoa, Arthropoda, Insecta, Ephemeroptera, Baetidae. Gene Ontology annotation, molecular function: DNA-binding transcription factor activity, RNA polymerase II-specific; RNA polymerase II cis-regulatory region sequence-specific DNA binding.
GCAAUCCGUGUCUCUGCGAGUCCGUCUGUUCUGUCCAGUCGUCGUGAUAACUCUGGGAUGAGUCGGUGGAUCAUUUCCACUGGAGACAAAGCUAUCAGUUAUUUUUCUGCCGCUGAACUGGACGCAGCUGCCGACUACAAACUCGCUUUUUGCAAUUACUACAAGCAGGAGCCGCAGGAACGACAACUGACAGUUCUUAUUUUCGCAUCUAUAGCAAGGAAUCUGUAUUUCCGAUGGAUCGAGUAACCGCCGUCCAAGCGCCAGGGUGCUUGUCACCCCCUUGCACUCCACCUUUGGUCAUAAAUGAGGAGAGCUCCUCAGUCGACUUUGACGCUGUGAAGACCCUGCUGUCUUUCGGCCAGUCGGGCCAAUUGACCACCAACGGCCUCCACCAUGGACUGCCCACACCGCAGCCGUCCGACUCGGAGAGCGAAGACCCUGAACCGGCCACCAAGAAGUCGCGGCUCUCCGCUCCAGUGAACGGAGCCGAGCUGGCUAGACUGCUGACGAGCACCACUCCACCUCAGAGCCCGUCACCGGUGAGUCCGGUGCGCGUGCCGGUCAUCAUGCACGCGAGCAAGGAGGGCGUGUGCAGGCCGAUGGCCGCACCGGAGGCGGCCAAGGUGCCGUACGAGCCAUUCGCCAGCACGCCACUGAACAAACUGCCCCUGCAGAAGCGCAUCCUGGCCAAAAUGCCGCCCAGCACGCCGCCCCCGGUCCCUGCGGCGCCCUGCAGUAUUAUUCACCAUCCGGUUGCGAUCGCACCGAAGCCGGAUUUGCCGCAAACCACGGCGCUCAUCUUCACCACCAGCGACGCGCAGCAACAGCCAAUGCGGCUCGUGCUCAACCCCAGCUCGUUCGUGCUGCUGGCGCCGAGCGCGGCGCCCGCGGUCGCCGCCGUCGCCGCUGAGAAGGAACCCGACACCCGCCGCCGCAUUUUCGAGUGCAACUUCGAGGGCUGCAGCAAGAACUACUUCAAGUCGUCGCACCUGAAGGCGCACAUGCGCACUCACACCGGCGAGAAGCCCUUCUGGUGUCAGUGGAAGGACUGCGGAAGGUGUUUCUCGCGCUCAGACGAGCUGUCGCGGCACAAGCGCACGCACACCGGCGAGAAGAAGUUCGGCUGCAAGGUGUGCGGCCGGCGCUUCAUGCGCUCCGACCACCUGGCCAAGCACGAGAGGCGCCACCUGAGACAGUCGACGGCCACGGCAGCCCCCGCCACCCCGGCUCCGUUCGCCACCCAGACGCUGGUGCUGCCGUCGAGCUACCUGGCCGCCCUCAAAGCGUGAUUCGAGCAAUAAUCCAAAAGAAAGCGUCAGUAUUUUCUUUCGGUUGGACACAUUCCACUGCUUGCGUAUUCAGAAGGACUAGCGCGAGCCUUGUGCAAUUUCUAAAACGAAUUUGUUAAUUUUAUUACACGAAAUGCUGUGAUGUUACACGUUUAGUUGUCAGUGUAGGUUUAUUUUAUCUCGCUGAGAUGUAAUCUUGAGAUAUUUAUUUUUAAUAAUAGACGACUGAUGUGUUUCUGAUUUAAAUCGAUGAGCGCGCUCUUUUCAACACAUAAUGAGUACACUACUGCCACAUCCUUGCUUUUGAUGCUCGACUAAUCGACGUAAUACUACCACUCUGUGAGAAUUUUCCUAAAUGAUGAAUGCACGUGUUUCUCUACUCUUUGUACAUAAUUGAUUGAAUGACAUGUUUUCACUUUUUACACAAAAAUACAAACUAAAAAUGAAAUAAUAUAAA